AUGGAAGAACUUCUUGCUCGUCAAAAGGAGAUAAUAGAAUCUAUCAGAACAAUUCACAGGAAUUUUAAUAAGGAUUCGUCCUCGAGAAAGACGGAAGACUACCUACAAAAAAGGGUAAUCGCCCUUGACAGUUUAUGGGCACAAUUUGACAGCAACAAUGCUCAACUUUCUUGCUCUGAAUAUGAAAAAACACAUGAUUACUAUGUAAAGAAUAUCUACAAUGACACAAAAAAUCUUUAUGACACAAUACGCAACCUGCUUAUGAACUACUUUCCCAACAUGGAAGGGGCAGGUGUGAAGCUAGCAGCAGACGAGUUGAAGAGUGAGCAGAAGUCCAAUUUUCGUGCAUUACUACGCCAAAUAAAUAAUAUUAACAUCGACAAAAUAACAGAAAAAUGGGAACUGGAAGAUGAAUUAAAAAGUUUGCAAUCACGGUGGGAGAAUAUUGACAAAUUGCAUUUAAAAAUUGACAGUGUAUCAAGCGACGGAGAUAAGAAAUAUGAAGAAGAAUAUUCUGCUUUUGAGAAGAAUUACAAGGACAUGAAACGGCUUUUAAAUAAGAACAUUUUAUCAACUGUGCAUCAAUUCGAAUCUACGCCAAAAUUAGAAGUUCCACCGUUCCAUGGGGACUAUACACAAUGGCCUACGUUCCUGGACCUGUACAAAAGCAGUAUACAUGACAACUUUUCCUUGACAAACGCACAGAAAAUGCAGCAUUUGAAGGGAAAGUUGAGAGGCGAAGCACAACGUCUCAUUCAGCAUUUAAAUGUAUCGGCAGAUAAUUAUAUAACAGCCUGGGAAUUAUUAUACCAUCGCUAUAAUAAUAUUCAAUUACUAUUUACGAAACACGUAGAAGUAUUUCUUAACCAACGCAACGUCAACAAACAAUCAUCAUCUGAGCUUAAGCGCCUGCAUGACACUACCGUGGAGUGUAUCCAUGCUAUCCACAAUUUGGGCGUGGAUACUGCUUCAUGGGAUCCCCUUAUUGUUCAUCUCUUGCUGAAGAAAUUGGAUCCUGUAACGAGAAGUGAAUACAAAGAGUCGCGGAAGGCGCCCCGUGAUCUUCCCGAAUUGGAGGAAUUUACUUCAUUUUUAGAAACCAAAUUUAUAGCACUUGAGCCCAUACAGAAAAAAGAAAGAGAUGACUGGUUGUCGCCGAAGCUAUCAACGCCACAUAACGUGAAAGAAAAACUGACAUACAGUGGCAAUAGAUCGUCAUAUUAUAUGAAGGCUAUGAACACAACUACAGCCAAGCCACGCUGUAUUUUAUGCAACAGCAAUGAUCAUAUGUUAUAUCAAUGCCAUAAAUUUGAAAAUUUAGCUUCUAACGCUAAACUGCAAGUAAUAACCAAAAAUCAAAUAUGUAAAAAUUGUUUAUACUUCCACGAGCGGAAUGUAUGUCGAUCAAAUAAGCGAUGCAAAACGUGCAAUGGAUUGCACAAUACCUUGCUGCAUGAUGCGAUGCAUAACACAAAAACGAAAGGAUGGACUUCGCCAUCAAAACCUCAACAUCAGCGCAUGGCAAACAACGUGACAAAUAAAAAUGACGAAAUUUUAUUGGCUACCGUGCAGAUUCAAGUACGUGCUAUAGACAAUACAUACAUAAAAUUGAGAGCACUUUUAGAUCAGGGUUCACAAGCCACCCUUAUAACUGAAAAUGCCGCUCAGCGCCUUGGCCUCCCCCGUCAACAUGUGAACACAGCAGUAUUAGGAGUGGGUGAUUCGGCGAAAAAAGGCAAAGGAAAAAUACAACUGCACUGCAUGUCUAUUCAUGACAAUUAUAAUUUUACUGCGGAAGCAAUGAUAUUGACAAAACUUAUAAACAAUUUACCUCAUUCAACAUUUAAGAAAAAUUAUCAUCAUAUCGAACAUAUACAGCUCGCCGAUCCUAGCUAUAACGUUUCAAAACAAAUUGACAUUUUGCUAGGUGCACACAUUUACUCCCGAAUAAUAAUGAGCGGGUUGAUCAAAGGAUCUGAAAAUCAGCCAAUCGCUCAACAGACAAAAUUAGGGUGGAUUUUGUCUGGACCAGUACAGUCACCGCUUCAAUGCAGCGUAGUGAUCAAUAACAUUGAAGAUAUCUCUGCAUAUUGGGAGGUGGAAGAAAUAGCGAAUGCCUCUAUCACAAUGACUAGAGAAGAGCAGUUUUGCGAAGAAUUAUACGUCAAUACCACAAGGCGUCUACCAGAUGGAAGAUACGAAGUCCGUCUGCCCUUAAAGAAUAAUUUUGAAAAUGAGCUCGGCCAAUCUAAAGCCCGGGCAGCAGCACAAUUUAAACAGUUGGAAUCACGUCUAAUGAAAAAGCCACAUCUGCGUGACAGCUAUCAAAAAUUUAUGCACAAAUACAAAGAUUUAGGGCACAUGAUAGAAUGCAAGGAGCGCAAAGAGCCUAUGUGUUACUUGCCACAUCAUGAUGUAUAUCGAGAGGAGUCUACCACUACUAAACUUCGUGCAGUUUUUAAUGCUUCCUCGCCAACAUCUACGGGAAAAAGCCUCAAUGAUCUCAUGGAGUGUGGCCCAAAACUACAGAAAGACAUACAAGAUCUUUUAUUUAGAUGGCGUAUUUACCAAUACGUAUACACUGCAGACUGUGAAAAAAUGUAUAGGUGUAUACUUCUACAAGAAGAUCAGCAACAUUUGCAAAAAAUCUUAUGGAGAGAUAAUCCACAAGACAGGCUGAAAGAAUAUCAAUUAUGUACAAUUACAUAUGGCAUGAAAGCUGCGCCGUUCUUAGCUAUGCGCACUAUGCAACAAUUAGCAAGUGAUGACAAAGAGAAAUACCCAUUGGCUGCUGAAGUGUUGCAACGCCAGUUUUAUGUCGACAAUUUGCUCGGAGGGAACCACUCUCUCUCGGAUGCAAAAGAAGUUCAACAACAAUUAAUAAAAAUGUUCCAAGGUGCGAAAAUAAACUUGAGAAAAUGGUCAAGUAACUGUGCAGAACUGUUGUCGGAACUAUCAGCUGAUCAAAUCAACCCGACAACAAUGGAUUUUAAAAAUGCAAACUCAACGAAGGCGCUCGGGUUACAAUGGAGCCCCGCCACUGACAUGUUUACUUUCCGUCCAAUUGACAAUAACAAAACAAAGACAACCAAGCGAACACUUUUAUCACAAAUCUCCAAAAUAUUUGACCCAUUGGGGUGGCUAUCUCCACUCUCAAUAAGAGCCAAAUUAUUAUUCCAAAAACUUUGGUUAGUGACAAUGGAGUGGGAUGAUGAAGUUCCAUGUGACAUUUUGAAAAAAUGGAACAAACUCAGUGAUGACUUGCAGAAUGUUGACAAAUUUCAAAUCCCAAGAUGGAUUGGUAAUAUUCACGCAUCAAUAGAGAUACACGGAUUCUGUGAUGCGUCCAAACAAGCUUACGCAGCAGUGAUUUACAUAAAAACCACAAAUGACAUGAACGAAUCAAUUGUUAGAAUAUUCUGCUCUAAAACAAAACUGGCACCAUGGAAGAAUACUUUGACAUUACCACGAUUAGAACUGUGUGGCGCUCUCCUGUUAUCAAAACUAAUGCAGAAAGUUUUGAAAGCGUUUCCACACACUGACAUUUCAAUAUACGGAUGGACGGAUUCCUUAGUCGUACUGGGUUGGCUUCAAGGACAGCCGUUUCGUUGGAAGGCGUUUGUUGCUAACCGUACAAAAGAAAUCCUUGACAUUAUGCCAGUUUCGUGCUGGCGACAUGUGAGCUCAAAUGACAAUGCAGCUGAUUGCGCAACUCGCGGCCUUACCACUUCUCAGUUGACAACAUACGCUCUGGUGGAAAGGACCUGCGUGGAUCAAGAAACCAAUUUCCAAAAAUGA
Molecule: messenger RNA, 3798 nt
Organism: Hyposmocoma kahamanoa
Lineage: Eukaryota; Metazoa; Arthropoda; Insecta; Lepidoptera; Cosmopterigidae
Exons: 1
Coding region: 1-3798 (1265 amino acids)
Biological process (GO): proteolysis
Molecular function (GO): aspartic-type endopeptidase activity
Source: RefSeq, a predicted model, not a curated record